AUGAGGGUCUCUCUUCAUAAUGACUUGAAAGCGAAAGAGUUUUCCGAACUAUUGAUUGACAUAGGUAAUGGAAAUAUUACAGAGCAAGAAGGAAAGAUAGUUAUUCCAGAUAACCUUUGUAAUACUGUGGGAGAUUUGAUUACUUUGACUGAUAGAAUACACCCAAAUAUUGAACAUGUCACACUAAAUAGUUUAUCGUGGUUGAAAGAAAGAGCAGUUCUGACUUCAACAAAUAAAUCAGCAGAUAGAAUUAACACCUUUAUGCCAGAAAAACUAACAACUGAACAGAUGAAGUAUAAGUCUGUGGAUACGGUCAUAGAAAUAGAAGAUACUGUUCAUUAUCUUGUGGAGAUUUUGCACACUCUCAAUCUACCACGUAUACCGCCUCGUAUUCUUUGUCUAAAAAUUGGUACGCCAAUAAUGUUGUUGCAUAAUUUGAAUCCUCCCAAAUUAUGUAACGGCACCAGACUCAAACUGAAAACUCUAAGGAAAUCUUAG
Molecule: messenger RNA, 498 nt
Organism: Stegodyphus dumicola
Lineage: Eukaryota; Metazoa; Arthropoda; Arachnida; Araneae; Eresidae
Source: RefSeq, a predicted model, not a curated record